AUGUCCGAGGUGAUCGGCAAGGCCCUCAUCGGCUACCGCAUCAAGGUUUGGUGGGCUGGCGACAGGAAAUGGUACCCUGGCGAAGUCACCGAGGCGGCGGCCGGAAGGGUACAUUUGUCUCGACAGUGGAAUGAGGGCGGCGCGCUUCUGGACAACUUCGUUCGGUACGACGAUGGGGAAACGAAGUGGCAUAGCCUCUGGCACGUUGGCGAAAAAUGGGAGGUGGUCAAGCCGCCGAGCGGGGGCGUCGCCUCGUCAAGGCCGGCGGCUGUUGCCUACGAGAUGUGCGGCAUAAACGGCUGUCCGCUCCUGAGCGGGCACGCCGGCAUGCUGCGCGGCUACCUCGUCAAGCUGCGCGGCUACCUCGUCAAGUUCAGAGACCAGCGCGCCGCCGCCCACGGCCAGUCGUACGUCGUCGGAGGCUCAGAGUACUCUCCCGGCGGCGAGGGCUCAGAGGGCGCCUACUCUCCCGGCGCCGAGGAGCUGGAGGGGGAGCUGGAGGCUUCGGCCGCUCCCCCUGCGACGUGCCCGGCGGCCGGCGCUGUCGCUGCGUCGUUGGCGGCGGAGGAGGCCGCUGCCGCACCUGCCGCUUCUGCCGCUGCUCACGCCGAUCUGGAGGGCGCCUACUCGCCAGGAGCCGAGUCGGAGGGCGCGUACAGCCCGGGUGCCGAGGAGGAGGAGGCGGGGGAGGCUUUGGCCGCUCCCGCCGGCACGGAGGGGCUUGGCGCUGCCGCGGGUGACAUCGCUGAGUCGCCCGCCGCCGAGUCGGACGGAGCGUACUCGCCGGGCGCAGACUAG
Messenger RNA from Emiliania huxleyi CCMP1516, 798 nucleotides. RefSeq lists its product as hypothetical. Lineage: Eukaryota; Haptophyta; Isochrysidales; Noelaerhabdaceae. The coding region runs from base 1 to 798 and encodes 265 amino acids. The transcript has 4 exons. The record is from RefSeq and is a predicted model, not a curated record.